AUGUCCGUUUGGGCGGCCGGGGCCGCUCCUCGAACGCGGUUCCCGAUUCCUUCUCGCAGGCUAUUGCGCUUCCUCCAACUCCAGACGAGUGCGCCCACGGCCGCGAACUGUAUAUAUCGGACGUCGUCGUUCUCUACGUUAACAAGGACUGGGACCUCGAGAAGCUGUGCUCAUAGCUUAUAUAUCAGGAAGAGAUGUUUCUCACCGGCGCAACGAGAGAUCUCUUCGAAAUCCCUUGGCUCUGAGGGCGAGAAACUGUUUGGGAAAACAAGGAAACGACCCCUCGUAUCCCCUAAUAACGCUGCACCCGCUAGUCGACGUCUAUCCAACCUGACCGAAUCUGAGAUCUCCAAGGCGAAAUCGGAGACCAAAACAUGGCAGGAGAGGCUAUGGGGAGCCACAGCUAAGAAGGGAGGGAAGCCACUCCACCCGAACGAUCUCCCGGACCAUGAUAACAGCGACCACGGCCCUUCUAUGUUCAAUAAUAGGCGGACAUUAGCUGCGAAAGCUGCCCUCGAACCUCGGCUUCGAUGUACAGAGGUUGAUGAGCAUGGGAAGGUGAUUCUGGUUGAUGGUGAAUUCAAGAAGACAGAGUUGAUUGCCAAGUACGGCUUGUUGCCUCGCGACUUGCGCAAGAUUGAUUCGUCUAACCUGCCGCAUAUUCUCAUUCGCCCGUCCGCCAUUCUUCUAAACCUCCUUCACUUGAAGGUUUUGAUCAAACAUGAUCGUGUUCUGUUAUUCGACGUCUAUGGAUCCAAGACGUCAUACCCUCAAUCUGCAUUCAUGUAUGAUUUACAAGGAAAGCUACAGCAAAAGUCAACACAGUCAUCCGGAGGGGGCUUACCCUACGAGUUUCGGGCUCUUGAAGCUGUCUUGACGUCUGUAACGUCGGAGCUGGAAGCGGAUUUUGAAGCCGUACGGGAACCUGUGAUGCAGAACCUGAACGAACUGGAAGAUGAUAUUGACCGGCAGAGACUGCGAAACUUGUUGAUUCUCUCCAAGCGUGUGAGCACAUUCGAGCAGAAGGCAAAGCUGGUGAGGGAUGCCAUUGAGGACCUCCUCGAGGCAGAUGACGACCUUGCAGCCAUGUAUCUCACGGAGAAGGCCAACGAGGUCAAGCGAGCUCUCGACGACCAUACGGAGGUGGAGAUGCUUUUGGAAUCGUACCAUAAACUCACCGACGAAAUUGUUCAGGAAGCCGGCAACCUCGUCUCGGGUAUCCGCAAUACGGAAGAGAUUAUCCGUGCAAUUCUUGACGCCAACCGCAAUGCUCUCAUGCUGCUGGACCUGAAGUUUAGUGUUGGCACCCUAGGCUUGGCUAUGGGAACCUUCCUCGCAGGUCUCUACGGGAUGAACCUGGAAAACUUCAUCGAAGAGACAAAUUGGGGGUUUGCUGGCGUGACCGGCGUUUCGACCAUCUUCUCGCUCAUAGUAUGCUGGUAUGGUCUCGGAAAGCUGCGUAAAGUGCAGCGUAUAAAGAUGACGAGCGGGGAUCGCCCUCAUCUCCCUCGCAGCCCUCUGUAUCACCACGAUGAUGGGGCACUGGGACUUCUCGACUCAAGGAACCGCGAACGUGUGAGGCGAAUGAACCUGCACAAGCCUACUGCCAAGCCGAAGAGGACAUUUUGGCCCUGGCGGUGA
Clonostachys byssicola is the source of this 1641-nucleotide messenger RNA. The record is from the annotation of a GenBank genome assembly. NCBI's taxonomy places the organism in Eukaryota, Fungi, Ascomycota, Sordariomycetes, Hypocreales, Bionectriaceae.